Molecule: messenger RNA, 1120 nt
Organism: Hibiscus syriacus
Lineage: Eukaryota; Viridiplantae; Streptophyta; Magnoliopsida; Malvales; Malvaceae
Product: ethylene-responsive transcription factor CRF4-like
Exons: 1
Coding region: 2-1039 (345 amino acids)
Biological process (GO): regulation of DNA-templated transcription
Molecular function (GO): DNA binding; DNA-binding transcription factor activity
Source: RefSeq, a predicted model, not a curated record
CAUGGAUUCAACUAUCUUAUGUCCGAUCAAGUACACCGAGCACAAAAGAGUCACAAAAAUGUUCAGAAAGCCGUCGUUGAAAUCCAAAAGAGCUGCUUCCGAUUAUGACCAUGACUCUACGAACAGCGGUGUUCCUAGGGUUCCGAGAAUCGUACGGGUGUCCGUUACGGACCCUGAUGCAACCGACUCAUCUAGCGACGAUGAAGCUGGAUUCAUUGGUCGGCAGAGAGUGAAGUGCUAUGUCAACGAAAUCAACAUCCAAUCCUCUUGCAACAAUGGGAAGAGGAAAGCCGCCGCUACCUACGUCGCAACCGCCUGUCGUAGACCGGUUAAGGUUUCUUCGGGUAACGGGAAUGGUAGGAAGUUCAGGGGUGUACGGCAAAGACCCUGGGGUAAAUGGGCGGCGGAAAUUCGAGAUCCUGCUCGACGUGUACGGGUGUGGUUGGGUACUUUCGACACUGCUGAAGAAGCCGCCAUGGUUUAUGAUAAUGCAGCAAUCAAACUCCGGGGACCUGAUGCUCUGACCAACUUUGUUACUCUGCCGGCUAAGGAAAACAUGGAAAAGCCUGAAAAUAUUAAAGUGGCUUCUGGGUAUGAAUCAGGGGAUGAGUUAUCUCGCAAUCUUUCUUCUCCGACUUCUGUUCUUAACUUUCGAACUCAGUCAAGUGAAAAAACAGCAACCGAACCGGAAAAGCCAGUUCAAGAACUCCAAGAAGAAGAGAGUAAACCGUCGCCGGUGGUGGUUCCUAUCAAAUGCGAGUGGCAAACUGAAACGAACUUGUUCGAUCAUUCGGGAGACUAUUUGCCGCUUGAUUUCCCUUUUCUGGACGAGUUUUUCAACGUUUCAGUUCCCGAGUUAUCGUUUUUAGAUCAAACAGCAACGGAGUUGCCGGUAAGUGAAAAUUUUAGCGACGCGUUAAUCGACGUAGCUCAAGAUUUUGCUUGCUGUUCAUCAUCGUCGUCGUCUAUUUCUCAAGUGGACGAUUACUUUGACGAUAUCGGAGAAAUAUUUUUCUCAGAUCCUCUUGUAGCAUUAUGAGAACAACUUUAACGGUUUCCUGGAGCGAUGUAGCUGGAAAAUUUUGUCGGAAAAUUUAGAUAGAUGACCAUUCAAAAAAUU